GUGACUGGCGUCGCGAGCUCGCGUCGCGAGUAAACAGAGUAGCGUCCCCCGCGUUGUCGCGUCUCCGCUUAAACGAUAAUAUAGGCAUAAGAUCUCUAAUUUGUGAGUAGUUAGGUGAAUUGUGUCUUCAGUUUGUGGUCGAUGUGGUGAUUUCUUAAAAUUUCACCGUACUGGAGUUGUAUUGCAUGGAUAACUGAACCCCAUGCGGACAGCUGGACCGGUUUGUUUGUUAUUAUCAUUUUCACAUAUCAGUCUUUGCCUACUUUCUUUGACUCAUGCUAGUUACAUUUUAGUGCGCGAGAUGUAUUUUCAGUGCAAAGGGAAGGGUUGAUAUCAAAAUCAAAUGAAAUUACAGUCGAAGAAAAUACAUUUUCCUUUAUCAUGAGUGCUUGUGCCUUGAAGAUAACAAAGUUACCUCAGCAGAUUUUAUCCGUUUGGAAGCGCAAGACCUAGUUGUCAUGUUUCCCGAACCACAGUUUAAGCUCAUGGAACGGUUACAAAUUGCAAGGAAGUUCAGAGCCUACAUGACUCAAAUCAAACAGGGCCUGCAUGAAUCGUGGGGGUUCUCGAGCCCAAGUGUUCAAGUAAAUAACUUCCUUGCUGAUAAGCCUCAGGCCGAAAAUUCAGAUGGCAGAAGUAAUAUUGUUGAUGCUCAUUUCACGCCUGUAUUGGGUUGCUCUUUAAGAAAGCGUAAGUCUUCAACUACAAAGAACGAUGGCGGCAGCAGCGAUAGUGGAAUGACUGAGGAGGAGGAUGGUGAUAGUCACAAAUCUGACAAAUCAUUUGAGAUUGAUGAUGACGAUAUGACUUUAAGAAUUAGUUCGGAUUCAGAAGGAGAAAGAACGCCAUGCAAGAAAUUGAAGUUGAGCACUCCAACUGUUGAUUUCUCCUCAACUGAUGCUCCACUAGUAAAUAAGAAUGUUUUAGGGAAGAAGCGCAAGAUCCUGGUUGAAGCAACGGCUGCUGUUGAUGAAUUAAAUUUGGAAAAUUUUUUUAACUCUGAAGGCCAGAGCCAAUGCAGCGCUGUCCUGUCCGGUUACAAGAGGGUUGGGUAUUUGGAAAGGAAAGACAGAUUUCUAAUUGCUAGGAGUCUAGCAGAGUGGUUGGUGAAUCGCAUUGAAAACCCUUCUCAAGAACUUUAUUUCAAACUGAGAAAUAAGAUAAUCAAGUUGUUCCCUCGGGAGAAAGCUAAGGUUUGGUACCUGUCUCCUGGGUCUGAGGGACCACAGCAGAAGAAUGCCAAGGGGAUUCUUCAAAACGCAGUGAAGAACUUGAAAACCUUUUUAAGGGGAAAAGGAAAAAUCCCCUCAAAGCCAAGAAAAUCAAAAAAAUCACUGCCAGUGAUCAUUCCUAGUGUUGACUAUUCAAAUGAUGAGCAAGCUGCUACAGAAUGGCUCAGAAGGAACUUUGAGCCUCUCACAGAGGUGAGAAGAAACUGGAGGGUGUGUGCCAGGCCCCGGCUACAAGAACUUGUAGAGUUCAAAAAGUUCAAACCUCACGAGUAUAUUUCCAAAUGGGAUGAAAUAUUAAAGCUUCCGAAUUCUCAUGAACUGAUAACAGAUGACUUUGAAGUUCUUCCCUCUAUAAUUGAGGCUUAUGCACCACUGAAAGACAAAGGCAACAGUCUUAUGAUAAACUGGAAUCCAUUUUGUGUUAAACUGAUAUUUUUGAUUGAGAGUGGCAUUACUUCUCUAUCAAAAAAAGAAAUAAGGGAUUUUCAGAAACGGCUCAAAAAUGCCUCAGACCAGAACAGCAAGGACUAUGUGAUCCUGCAGAUUUUACCUUUCAUCUGCAAACAGCAAGGAAGGGUAAAGGUUGGAAGAAAGACAUUGAAGCCAUCAGCAGAAGAGUCCAAGGAUGCAUUUCUGCAGCACAUUAGAGACUCUAGUGACCUUGAUGUGACUAUAAAAUCUCGCCAUGAGAGGGCUUCAAAGUUUGGAGCCCCAGUACAGCCCUAUAUUGUUGUCCUCGGGGAACAUGAAGACACUUGUCGAGCAGCAUAUGUGAUUGUUGACAGAGUGCCAUGGAAAGUAGGUGGGCCUCUGGCUGCAGUCGAUUUGUGCUUCAAAACAUGCUUUGGAUUGAACUGCCACUUUCCACCCGAGGCCAUGCAUUUGUGGCUGUUUGUGCAGCAUUACCUAUACAAUGCAGAAAUUUAUGAAGAUCCUGUGAUUGAAUCUGUGAUAAGUCUUAUUGACCAUUUGAAUAAUGUUGUGGAAGAUGAUGCUGCCAGUUAAAGUUGUUGCUUCUU
This is a messenger RNA of Frankliniella occidentalis (western flower thrips), 2251 nucleotides long. RefSeq lists its product as uncharacterized. The record is from RefSeq and is a predicted model, not a curated record. The transcript is spliced from 14 exons. NCBI's taxonomy places the organism in Eukaryota, Metazoa, Arthropoda, Insecta, Thysanoptera, Thripidae. The coding region runs from base 459 to 2237 and encodes 592 amino acids.